AUGCGUCAAUGUGAAAUUAAAAAUCCAGAAUUACGUGAUAAAAUUGCUGGUGCACGUGCUGUUAUUAAAAAAAAUCAACCAUUUUUAUUGUCAUCAACAAAAGUAUAUGUUAAUCAUCCAGAUAUGGCUGUUGCUAAAAAAAUAUAUGACAAUGUUUUGGAUGAACUUAAUGAAGCUCUUGAUAAUAUUAAAAAUGCUGCUGAAGGAAAGCUGAGUAAAGAACAUGUUAAACCUGUUGAUAGACCAGGUCAACUUGUUGAUGCAUUAGAGAAAUUUGAUGUUAAUACAUACUUGAGAUCAUCACCAACUCAUGAAUAUUUAGAAAAAGAUAAACCAAAUUUACAAGAACAACUUGAUGAUAUUGUUGCACAAGUUGUUUAUAUUGGUGAUUCAUCAGGUACAAGAAUUAAUAGACGUAAUCAAAUGAUUGAAGGAUGUGAAGCUCAACCUGAUAAUUUAAACAAUGCUAUUGAAGAUAUUAGUAAAAAAACUUGGGAUCUUCGUGAUAAUAUACGUAAAGCUGUUGUUGAUAAUAUUUCUGAUAGUUUUUUAGAUACUGGUGUACCACUUUUUGACAUGAUAAUUGCUGCAGAGAAUGGUGAUGAGGAUAAAUUUAAUGAUGCAUCAAUUGCAUUUGAAAAACAUGCUGUUAAAUUAAUUGAAGUUGGACAUCUUGCUUGUUGUAUGUCUGAAAAUAUUGAUGGUAUUAAAAUGGUUAAUUGUUGUAUUGAACAAAUUAGUAAACUAUAUCCAAAAGUAAUUGAUGCUGCUAAAAUUUUAGUUGUACAUUCAAAUUCAAUACCAGCAAAAGAAAAUAUGCAGGUAUUUCAUAAAGCAUGGGAAAAACAAGUUAAAAUAUUAAUUGAUGCUGUUGAUGAUAUAACAACAAUUGAUGAUUUUCUUGGUGUCACUGAGGCUCAUAUACUUGAAGAUAUAAAUAAUUGUGUUAUUGCAUUACAAAAAAAUGAUCGUUUAGCAUUUGUUUUAUCAUCUGAUGCAAUAUUAAAUCGUUCACGACGUGUUUCUAAUGUUGUUAAUGGACAUGUUACACAAGAAAUGUAUCAACCAAGUAUUUAUAAAAAAAGAAUUCUUGAUGCUGUUGUUGUUCUUCAAGAUAAAAUAAUGCCAAAAUUUUUAAGAGGAGUUAAAUUAGCUCUUGAUAAUAUUACAGCUGAUAAAAUAAGGAGUCAAGAUGAUAAAAAAAAAGAUGAAGAUUUAUUUAUUGAUUCAUCAAAUAUUGUUUAUAAUGGUGUACAUGAAAUUCGUCGUGCAUUAUUGAUGAAUAAAUUAGAUGAUGAUGAUGAUAUUGAUUUAAAUAAUUCUGAAUCAAAUGAAAAUAAUUUAAUUGAUGAAUAUCCAAAUAUUGGUUGUAUUAAAAAUGCUCGUGAUGUUAUGAAAAUAAUGAAUGAUAAAGAUAAAGAAAAAAUAAUAAAAGAAGUUGAAUUUUUUAAAAAUGAAAAAAUUAAAUUUGAUAAAGAAGUUGAAAAAUGGGAUGAUUCUGGUAAUGAUAUAAUAUUAUUAGCUAAAAAAAUGUGUAUUAUUAUGAUGGAAAUGAUUGAUUUUACAAGAGGUUGUGGACCACUUAAAACAACAAUGGAUAUUAUAAAUGCAGCUAAAAAAAUAUCAGUUAAUGGAACAAAAUUAAAUGAGUUGAUAAGUCAAAUUAUUGAAAAUUGUCCAGAGAGUACAACUAAAAAUGAUUUAUUGGGUUAUAUACAAAGAAUAUAUUUUCAUUGUCAUCAAAUGAAUAUAACAAGUAAAGUUAAAGCUGAUGUUGUACAAAGUAUAAAUGGUGAACUUUUUGUAUCUGGUUUAGAUUCAGCAACUUCACUUAUUCAAUCAUCUAAAAAUCUUAUGAAUGCUGUUGUACAUACUGUUAAAGCAUCAUACAUUGCAUCAACAAAGUAUCCAAGAACUGAUACAAAUACACCAAUUGUCGUUUGGAAAAUGAAAGCACCAGAAAAGAAACCUCUGGUACGUCGAGAGACAUCAUCAAAAAAAAAUAUCAUUCGCAGGGAAUCACAAAAAAUGGAACAAAGUCCAAUUAAAGUUCUAUCAGAUUUUCAAAGUUUAGAUGAACGUUCAUUGUUUUAA
This is a messenger RNA of Aphidius gifuensis, 2094 nucleotides long. Its product is annotated as catenin alpha-like. Lineage: Eukaryota; Metazoa; Arthropoda; Insecta; Hymenoptera; Braconidae. Gene Ontology annotation, biological process: cell migration; cell-cell adhesion. Bases 1 to 2094 code for a protein of 697 amino acids. Gene Ontology annotation, molecular function: beta-catenin binding; actin filament binding; cadherin binding. Gene Ontology annotation, cellular component: adherens junction; catenin complex. The record is from RefSeq and is a predicted model, not a curated record. The transcript has 3 exons.